UAGCUUGUGAGAUAUCUGUCAGGAUUGUAUUCAAGUAUUGCCCUUAAUUUAUUUCGAAAUUCAUUCAGAGUUCGUUUUAAGCUAUAUCAAAAUUCGUAGAAUAAAGAUGUCCGACGAUCGCUUGACUGUCUUGCAUAAUAUAUCGGAAUUAGUGAACUCCGGUCUCAGCAAGGAAACCCUCAAAAUUUGCAUCGAACUAAUAGACAAUGGAGUCGGUGGUCGAGCACUAUCUCAAAUAAUCAAGAGUAUUAGAGAGGGUAUCCAAGAUGAUGCAGGUGGAGAAUGUGAGGACUCCGGUGAAUCCGCUGCAUCAACGCCCAGAGUUUUGUAGGAAAUGAUUAUAAAAUUUAUUUUUUGAGUUUAUCUUGUGUUUGUUAAAUUACAAGUUCAGCUUUCAAA
This is a messenger RNA of Drosophila santomea, 399 nucleotides long. RefSeq names its product mitotic-spindle organizing protein 1 (gene Mzt1). The transcript has a single exon. Gene Ontology annotation, biological process: mitotic spindle assembly; gamma-tubulin complex localization; microtubule nucleation by interphase microtubule organizing center. Lineage: Eukaryota; Metazoa; Arthropoda; Insecta; Diptera; Drosophilidae. The record is from RefSeq and is a predicted model, not a curated record. Gene Ontology annotation, cellular component: centrosome; spindle; interphase microtubule organizing center. Bases 107 to 331 code for a protein of 74 amino acids.